Dalotia coriaria is the source of this 1398-nucleotide messenger RNA. Its product is annotated as glyoxalase domain-containing protein 4. The record is from RefSeq and is a predicted model, not a curated record. Bases 225 to 1079 code for a protein of 284 amino acids. Lineage: Eukaryota; Metazoa; Arthropoda; Insecta; Coleoptera; Staphylinidae. The transcript has 4 exons.
UUUCACACGAUAAUAAAUAAUUUAUCACCGUGUCUGUCGAUUAUUGCCCACAAUAAACACAAAUCCUCCUUAUUUAACAAGGUCACACAUUAUUACACCUGAACACUCGUUCUCGGAGUGAUUUUAACGAUUUAUUUCCACAUUUCACUCCGUUCCACUUCAGUUCAGUCACGAUUUUGCUCUAUAACACAAAAUACACUAUAAACAAUUAAAUAACUCUCAAAAUGUCGAAAUUAGCCGGUCGUGCUCUUCAUUACGUCUUUAAAAUUGGCGAUCGCAAUGCCACAAGCCACUUUUACCGCGAUAUUCUCGGCAUGAAAGUUUUGCGUCAUGAAGAAUUCGCUGAUGGUUGUGAGGCGACUUGCAAUGGACCGUAUGCUAACCGCUGGAGUAAGACUAUGGUUGGUUAUGGCUCGGAAGAUACUCAUUUUGUUGUUGAGUUGACCUACAAUUAUCCUGUGAAGCAGUAUGACCUUGGCAAUGACUUUAUUGGGAUUACAAUCAAGAGUAGAGAGGCUUUGGAGAGAGCAAAGCAACAUGAUUAUCCUAUUCAUGAAGGGAAUGUGUUGAAAGCACCAGAUGGGUAUAGGUUUUUUAUUUUGGAUGAACCACAACCAACUGAUCAAGAUCCUGUUCAAAAAGUGACACUUGCCAGUACAAAUCUUGAAAGAUCCAUUGCCUAUUGGCAUAAGUUACUUGGUUUGGACAUUUAUCAUCAGGAGAAAAACAAGGUCACUGUGGGAUUUGCUCCAGAGCAAGCAAAAUUGGAAUUACAACUUAUAGAUGAGCCCUUAAACCGUGCUCAAGCUUACGGGCGUAUAGCUUUCACCAUUCCUUUCAACCAACAAGAAGACGUUGAUGCUCGUGUCAAAGCCGCUAAUGAAACUGUUUUAAAUUCUUUGAUUUCCUUAGACACUCCUGGAAAAGCCACAGUUCGUGUGGUAAUCCUUGCUGAUCCCGACGGUCAUGAAAUCUGCUUUGUCGACGAUGAAAAUUACAGGAAACUGUCCGUUUUUGAUCCCGAAGGUGAGAAACUCCUCGAUAGAUACAUGAAAAAAGAUCUUAGAGAUCGUCAGUAAUUAAUUUAAAUCAUAAAAAUGUUAAUUACACUUAGUUAUGGUCCCGGGAACACGUUUAUAAAUGUAUAAUAUAAAGAUAAUAACAAUUGAUUGAUAAAAACGUUAAAAAAUCGCAUAUUUUGUACAUUAACCUAAAAAUCUCUUAUUUUUUAUAAUUUUGAUGUGUUGUGUUUAUUGUGGAUGAUAUCAUGCCACCAUUUUGGUCGAGUCAGGUUUCCUUCACCUUGAAAGAUGGAGUUUUUCAAGUGUUCGUAUACUUGACCAUCAGAGUUGCCCAAAAUAGAAUUUAGGAUGAAAUCAUCGGGAGCAAUGGCGUCUA